AUUGGGCAAAAAAACUGUCUAGAUUUAUCUACAAGCAUGGAAGGCUUCUUGAUCUUAUGAGGGAUAAGAUAGGUGGAGAUCUUGUAAGGCCAGCUGUGACUCGCUUUGCUACUUCAUAUCUCACAUUGGCAAGUAUGCAUCAGCACAAGAAUGGUCUGAAAACUUUAUUUGUUAGUGAUGAAUGGCAGGCUAACACCUUGUCUAAAACUGCUGAAGGACUGCAAUGUCAAAAAAUUGCCCUUUCAUUGCCAUUUUGGAACAAAGUGGAAAAUUGCCUAAGAGCUUCUCAGCCACUCCUUGUUGCUCUAAGAAUAGCUGAUGGAGAUGAGACACCAGCAGCUCCUGAGAUCAUGGCAGCAAUGGAUAUUGCAAAGAGCUCCAUCAAGGAAUCUCUGAAAGACAAACCUAGUUUACUUAAUGAAGUAAUGGGGUGCUAUGAGAAGAGGUGGGAAAAUCAAAUGGAGCAAAAGUUGUAUGGUGCAGCCCUAUUCUUGAAUCCAGGCAAGUUCUUUGCUAUAAGGGAAAAUGACAGGAGACAAGCUGCAAGGCUAAGGUCCAUGUUCAAUGAUGUUUUCUGGAAGAUGGUCUUGGAUGAUAAUGAACAGACCAAGAUUAGUAAGCAAGCUGAUGAUUACGAAAGGUCUGAAGGUGAUUGCUUCUCAAAGCCAUUAGCAAUAAGAGAUAGAGAUAAAAAGAAUCCUAUUCUUUGGUGGGGAUCAUAUGGUGGCUUAGCAUAUGAGCUCCAAAGUUUAGCAAAAAGAAUCAUAAGUCUUUGCUGUUCAGCAUCUGGAUGUGAGCGUAAUUGGAGCGCAUUUGCUCAUGUCCAUACCAAAAAGAGAAACCGAUUAGAGCACAAAAGGCUGAACAAGUUGGUGUAUGUUAGCUACAACCGGAAGAUGGCAAAUAGAUUUCAAAAAAUUAGAGAACUCGGUUCCAAAGGAAAGAGAUCGAACCCCCUGCUACUUGAAGAGUUUCAAUGGGAGAAUGAAUGGGUUGAUGAAAAUUGUGAACCAGUUCACACAGGAGCAGCAGCUGAUGAUGCUGGCAAUACUUUGACUUGGGCUCAAGUGGAUGUAGCUAGUGAGGCAACUGAAGCUCUACGGGGUCGUGGCUUGCCUAGGGCUGCUGCUGCUCGUGCUGCUGCUACUGUCAGCCAUACUUAUGCUAGGAAGAGGAAGCGUCCAAGGAAGCAGCGAGCUACAGAUAUUGCUGAAGAAGAUGACAGUGAUCAUGAGAUGAUAGAUGCGGCAAAUGACCAGCUUGAUGGAUCUGAUUCAGAAGCAAUAAUGGAUCAAGAUCAGGAGGAUGCAGAUUCUGGAGGAUGUGCAAUAGCUGCGGCCGGAGGCUUCCAAUUGAAUUCUGAUUUGCUUAAUUAGAUGCAUGGCUGAUGGCUGUCUUAUUUUGUUGUUGACUUGUUGAACUCUUGAAUGGUGUUGUGUUGAGCUGACAGCUGAGCACUUCAGCUUUUGUUGUGUGAAGUGUGAACCAAUUUAUCAACUAUGUAAUAUGUAGUUAUAUCCUGAACCUAUUUAGUUAUCAAGUCAUGUGCUUUUUAAAAAAUAUAUAUUUAUUCUUUGCUCUUCUGUUGUACUACACUACUAUUAUGUUCUUACUAUAUGGCUUAUUCUUUGCUACUUACUUCAGUUCUUUUCUUUGUAAUUUCAGAUUCAACAGCAAAUCAGCGAGGAUAUGGACUAUGGGGGGACAGGAAUGCAGAGUUCUGGACAGUUCACAAAUCAUCUCUCACAAGUAAGUGAAAAAUCGACCAUCAUUGUUGCCUUCGUGCUUGCUUUUUAUUAAGUAAUAUGUAGUACAUAUAUCAUAUCGGUCCUGGGACACAUCGGACGACUAGGCAGACGACUAGGACCGACUAGGCUCGACUAAUCGGCCUGGUCGACGACUAAUCGCGACUAGUCGUCUUAUCGGUCCCAUGGCGACUAGGUCCGACUAGACGAUUUGAAAACAUUGGCCAUCCUUUUGUAGCACCGAUCCUAAAUACCGAAAAGUAUCCUUCUGGACCACCACUUGCCCAUCUAGACUAACGUCUCCCCCCUCAUGCC
Panicum virgatum (switchgrass) is the source of this 2060-nucleotide messenger RNA. RefSeq lists its product as uncharacterized. The transcript is spliced from 3 exons. Bases 57 to 1376 code for a protein of 439 amino acids. Gene Ontology annotation, molecular function: protein dimerization activity. NCBI's taxonomy places the organism in Eukaryota, Viridiplantae, Streptophyta, Magnoliopsida, Poales, Poaceae. The record is from RefSeq and is a predicted model, not a curated record.